AUGUAUCGACUCAAGAUGGAAGUAGUUACAGCUGUGGCUGCGUGGGCAAUCACUUCAGCGUGUCUGAAUGUUCCCAUUGCACGCCAGGUGGGGGGUAUCUGCGCUAGAGAUACUGCAGAGCUCGGUGACAAGCUCUCGAGCACUGCCAAAAUCUACCAGCCUGGCUCAGAUGAAUUCACUGCGGCAUCCACUAGAUGGUCAAACCUCAAUGCACCUACUGUAAACCUCGUCGUCGUUCCUGGGAACGAGCAGGACGUUGCUGAGACGGUUAAAUUCGCAAACGAGAAAAACUUGCCUUUCCUCGCGUACAAUGGUGUGCACGGUGCUAUCACGACGCUAGGUAAAAUGCAAAAUGGUAUCGAGAUUUCUCUUAGCCAGUUGAGUGGUGUGGAGGUCGCCGAAGAUGGCAAGUCUGCGAAGAUUGCCGGUGGUACCCGGUCCAAGGACGUUACUGAUAUCCUUUGGGAAGCGGGAAAACAGACGGUUACCGGUACCUGCGAAUGUGUCAGCACUCUUGGACCUGCUCUUGGUGGUGGCCAUGGCUGGCUUCAGGGCCACCAUGGUCUUGUCGCUGACCAAUUCAUUUCCAUGAACAUCGUUCUGGCCGAUGGAACUAUCCAAACCAUUGAUGAGAAUUCAGAUCUCUGGUGGGCUGUUAAGGGCGCUGGUCACAAUUUUGGCAUUGUCACCUCUGUAGAUGUCAAGAUCUACGACAUCGUGCACCGUGACUGGGCGGUUGAGACCUUUAUUUUCAGCGGCGAGAAGGUCGAAGAGGUCUACCAGGCUGCCAACGAUCAUCUUGUCAAGAACGGAACCCAAGCUGUUGAUGUUGUCAACUGGUCCUACUGGCUCAACAACCCCGAUGCUGAUCCCGAAAAUCCAAUUAUUUUGUUUUGGAUCAUCCAAGAAGGUGUGACUGCUGUUGACUCCAUCUACACGAAACCCUUCUAUGAUAUUGGCGCUAUUUCUGCUGAGCCCACCGCCGGAACUUACCUUGACCUGGCUGCUUGGACUGGCAUCGCUCUCGACUCCAUUCCUUGCCAGAAGGCUGGCCUUAAUAACCCCCGCUUCCCUAUUUAUGUUGAGUCGUACAACAUCGAAGCCCAGCGCAAGGCUUACGACCUGUUCGCCUCCUCCAUCAAGGGUUCUUCCCCUUUCAGUAACUCUCUUUUUAUGUUUGAGGGUUACUCAGUCAAGGGUGUCCAGGCGAUUGAGAAAGACUCUACAGCAUUUGCCUACCGAGGCGAUAACCUGCUCUUCGCACCUUUGAUCACUUAUACACCCGGCGGCGCAGAGCUAGAUAAGCAAGCAGCGGAACUCGGAAACCAACUCCGCCAGAUCAUCCACGAAGGCAGUGGCCGUGAUGACCUUCACGUUUACCUCAACUAUGCCUUUGGAGAUGAAACCCCUGCUGAGUGGUAUGGUGCUGAGCAGUGGCGCCAGGAUCGUCUGAAGUCACUGAAGGCUAAGUACGAUCCCCAGGGCAAGUUCAGCUUCUAUGGACCCGUCGCGUAA
Molecule: messenger RNA, 1515 nt
Organism: Colletotrichum truncatum
Lineage: Eukaryota; Fungi; Ascomycota; Sordariomycetes; Glomerellales; Glomerellaceae
Product: FAD-dependent oxygenase
Molecular function (GO): oxidoreductase activity; FAD binding
Source: RefSeq, a predicted model, not a curated record